This is a messenger RNA of Entamoeba invadens IP1, 1272 nucleotides long. RefSeq names its product threonine dehydratase catabolic, putative. The transcript has a single exon. NCBI's taxonomy places the organism in Eukaryota, Evosea, Mastigamoebida, Endamoebidae. Gene Ontology annotation, molecular function: L-serine ammonia-lyase activity; threonine deaminase activity. Gene Ontology annotation, biological process: L-serine catabolic process; L-threonine catabolic process. The coding region runs from base 1 to 1272 and encodes 423 amino acids. The record is from RefSeq and is a predicted model, not a curated record.
AUGACAGAGGAAUUUUGUAUUGAUAAAGUGCCACAUGAAGUAGUUGGUGAUAUUCCCGACGAAGAGUGUCCAAUUACAAUAGCAGAUGUCUAUGCUGCUUCUCGUAGAAUUCAAGGCCUUGCCUACAAAACGCCACUUGAGUUCUCCAACACCAUUUCCAAGAUUGCGGGAUGCAAGACAUACCUCAAACUCGAGAACUUACAGAAAACGGGUGCUUUUAAAGUGCGUGGUGCUAUUAAUAAAAUCGCGACGUUAACACCCGAAGAGAAAGUUAAAGGUGUUGUAGCGGCAUCAGCGGGGAACCAUGCGCAAGGGGUUGCAUUUGCCUCUUCCAAUUUUGGGACGAAAGCGACGAUAGUUAUGCCUGAAUUUGCUCCCACAGCGAAGGUGAUGGCGACGAAAGGGUAUGGUGCUGAAGUAGUCUUACACGGGAAAGUGUUUGAUGAGUCUCUUGCAUAUGCCAAGAAACUUUGUGAAGAGGAAGGAAAGGUAUUUGUUCAUCCCUUUGAUGAUAAAUAUGUGAUGGCUGGACAAGGGACGAUUUCUCUUGAAGUUUUGGAUCAAUUAGCUGAUGCUGAUGUUAUUAUAGGAGCUAUAGGAGGUGGAGGAAUGAUGGGAGGAAUUGGAUUUGCAGCAAAGCAGUUGAACCCUAAUAUUAGGGUUAUUGGGGUCCAAGCCCGUAGUUGUCCGUCUUAUGCGCUUACACGAGCUGUAGGUAAAAUGUGUUGUUUAAAGCAAGGUAAAACUAUGGCUGAUGGUAUUCAAGUGAAGUUAACGGGGAGUAAGACAGUCAGUGUGUUAGCUAAAUAUGUCGAUGAAGUAGUCACCGUUGAUGAAGAAAGUAUUGCAGAGGCGAUGUUAGUCAUGUUCGAGAGAUGUAAAAUUAUUAGUGAAGGCGCGGGAGCUACACCAGUCGCUGCGUUAUUGUCACAUCAAAUCAAAGGCCUGACAGAGAACACAAAUGUCGUUUGUAUUGUUUCUGGUGGUAAUUUGGAUGUCAACGUGAUAAGUAAAGUGAUCGAAAGAGGUUUAGUAAAAGCAGGCAGAAAAGUCAAUUUCACGUUGGAGCUCCCAGACAUUCCUGGCGCUAUGAAAAAUGUUAUUAGUAUCAUUAACAAAGAAAGAGGUACUAUUCUUGAUAUCCUCAGUCGAAGACCAGCCUCUGGUGAUUUACAUGUGUGCAUUUGUGAUAUUGAAAUGGAGUGUUAUGGCGUUGAACAUAGAGAUAAAAUAUUCGACAUCUUAAAGGAGAAAGGUUAUGUGUUUAGAUAA